This is a messenger RNA of Eucalyptus grandis, 918 nucleotides long. Its product is annotated as dehydrodolichyl diphosphate synthase 6. The record is from RefSeq and is a predicted model, not a curated record. Gene Ontology annotation, cellular component: endoplasmic reticulum. NCBI's taxonomy places the organism in Eukaryota, Viridiplantae, Streptophyta, Magnoliopsida, Myrtales, Myrtaceae. Gene Ontology annotation, biological process: polyprenol biosynthetic process.
AUGAAAGCAGCAGCAGCAGUACAAUCAUGGAAACUAUGUGGUUUUCUGAGAAAGUGCUUGUUCAAAGCCCUGUCAGUGGGCUCCAUCCCCAGUCAUGUCGCCUUCAUCAUGGAUGGAAACAGGAGAUAUGCUAAGAGGGAAAACCUAGUAGAAGGGGAUGGCCACUGGACCGGAUUUUCAUCUCUCAUAACUAUUCUUGGUUACGGCUAUGAUUUGGGGAUAAGGUAUGUAACAGUCUAUGCCUUCAGCAUCGACAAUUUCAAAAGAUGGCCUGAUGAGGUCCAAUGCCUGAUGGAUUUAAUGGUGGAAAAAAUUGAGGAAUUGCUCAAGACAGGAAGUUUUCUUGAUCAAUAUGGCAUAAGGAUUUACUUCAUAGGGAACUUGAGACUUUUGAAUGGGAAUGUUCGGAUUGCAGCAGAGAAGGCCAUGAAGGCUACUGCAAGUAACAACAAGACUGUGCUUUUGAUAUGUGUGGCCUAUACUUCCCGCGACGAAAUAGUGAAUGCCAUCAAAAGAUCCUGUGAAGAUAAGCUAGAUGAAGCUGAUGCUUUUGAAGGAAAUGACGACAUCAAGGGAAUGAAUGUCGAGGGGGUGGAGAUGAAAAAUGGUAUCUUCAAACAUGUUGAACAGGGAUCACAUCAAGAAAAAACAGAUGAUAUUGAGAAGAUGCACAAGUAUCCAAUCAUAAAGUUGGUGGAUAUCGAGAAGUAUAUGUACAUGGCUGUGGCGCCUGAUCCGGAAGUCAUAAGAAGUUCAGGGGAGACUCGGCUAAGCAAUUUCCUUCUUUGGCAAACCACUUACUGCCCCUUAUACGCCCCUGAUGCUCUUUGGCCUGACAUGGGGUUAUGGCACUUGGUGUGGGCAGUGCUCAGUUUUCAGAGAAGCUACUCUUAUUUGCAGAAGAAGAAACAUCUGUGA